UACGCGCUUCGACGGACAGUUUGACGUGCGGACUUCUCCAAGUUGGGUGUGCGUGAUCCUCUGCAACUUUAUCCAAUUCUUCUGAAACGCGAAAAGCUUCAAACGGUUAAUCAUGGGAAACCGGUUUAGCAGAACGCGAGAAGCCAACAGUGCUGAGGCUGCUGCUCCUGAGCAGAAGACUGCAGCAGAGCCAGCAGCAGACAGCGGGAUAACACAGGUUCAGGAGGCCAUUAAGACGGAGGUUCUGGAGGUGGUGAAGGAGGAGCCAGUGGCACCGGUGGCAUGUGCCACUCAAGAAUGUUUGAUUGACACUAAAAUAGUAGAUAUUCCUUUUGCAACCCCACAUCCAGCCGUACCUGAGCCUUUGGUCUCUGUCAGCGAACCAGAACCUGUUGCCGAUCCAAAACCUGUUGUUGAAGUUCAGCUUGCUCCAGAACCAGCUACAGAGCCUGUUCCCGAACCAGAGGCACUCCCUGAACCUGUGCCAGUUCCUGAACCAGAGGCACUCCCUGAACCUAUGCCAGUUCCUGAACCAGAGGCACUCCCUGAACCUAUGCCAGUUCCCGAACCAGAGGCACUUCCUGAACCCGAGCCAGUUGCCGAACCAGAAGCAUUCCCUGAACCCAUCCCAGAGUCAGUACCAGCCCCAGCUGAGGUUCUGGAGCAGAAGAUAGACCUGUUUAGCCAAGAGUCUCUCCCUGAGCCAGUGUUUUCUUCACUUCCAUUGAUUGACCUGGGUGUCCCUGAUGUAACUCCUGAGCCUAUUGACAUUCCUCCCAUCACCGCCACCAUCGAUGCAGAUGAGGCUUCAGACAUCCUGGUGACCGAGGUAUGCCAAAACGGUGUUGUGGAACAGCUGAUGGAGGUGGAGGCUGCAGAUAAUUUGGAGCAGCUUGCGAGUGAUUUCAACGAAGAAAGUGUUUCUGGACUGCUGAAGAACUUAGAGCUGAAAGGAAAUGACCUUGUCGCUGACUUCAUUCCCAACAAUGUCAACCUCCCUGGUGACAUGACCACCUCCACUGAGCUGAUGUGAAAGCAUAAAACAAAAAAUUCGUUAAACAAGUGAAUGGAUACUUUUCUGUGAAACCAUCUUAACCCCUUACAUGAAUUCUGAAAGAAUCACAGAUGCAAUGUUUUUUCUAACCGAAGUGGCUAAAUUAAGGCAAACAGCUAUUUCUCUUUCUUUAUGAACCAUAUGUGCCAAAACACAAAACGGUAUAUUGGUGGGGCUUUAACAGCACGGGUUUUUGUGUGUAUUGAGUGUAUUUACGUAUAUUGCCGGACAACAGAGAUGUUUCUCUAUGCAAAUUCACCAAGCAAGAUACAAUGAUUUUCUAUUAAUGUCCAGUAUGUACAAUUUAAGGGGAACUAUUAGCAUAAAUACAAUACAACAUUCCUAACUAUGUUUUCAUUAGUAUAUAAUCACAUCUAAUUAAGAAUGAUUGUGUUUUUGUUUGCUUAAGAUCAGCCCUUCCUAUCUAGGGAGCAGGUCCUCUUCGCAGAGUCCGGCAUAUUUCUACAGUCGCUCAGAAAGGACAAAACAAAUCUGACUCUAGAGAGGGCCUUCCAUGAUUUCAUUACCUGAAGGCAGGUGUAGUUCUCCAACACCUGAAAAAGGGAAGAGGGUGUGAAGGGGUAUUGAGUUGUUUGCAGUCCCUCGCCACUAGAUGCCACUAAAUCUCACAAACUGGACAUUUUUGAGAGAAAAACAAGCCAUUGCUAUAUAUCACACUACAGGAAGAGUACAAAGGGAAAGGGAAAAAGCUUGAGAUGGAUUUGUGGGUCUGCAGCACGCCUUGGGUGAAUGCAAAACGACAGGCAAGGGACACUAGCAAUGCAACCAAAGAUGGACACAGUAUAUGAAUACCGCUAUACAGCAGGAAACAAAUGUCAAAUAAACUUUUUUGCGUUUAAGUAGUCAUGUUUGGACUUUGUAAUUUUCUACUCCUUAUUGUAUUUUCUGCAAUACAAUGAUGGAAUACUUUAACCCAAGUAGUGUCUUGAUUGUACAAAUAAAUAAAAAUAUUAUUCAACAUA
This is a messenger RNA of Notothenia coriiceps (black rockcod), 2037 nucleotides long. Its product is annotated as protein TsetseEP-like. The transcript is spliced from 2 exons. The coding region runs from base 113 to 1033 and encodes 306 amino acids. The record is from RefSeq and is a predicted model, not a curated record. NCBI's taxonomy places the organism in Eukaryota, Metazoa, Chordata, Actinopteri, Perciformes, Nototheniidae.